CUCUCUCUCUCUGAACUCAAUAAUACAUCAUACAGUUGUUUUCCUAACCAUUUCUUAAACUCUUCUGACCCCCUCAAACACAACUCAACCAUCUCUCUUGUUCUCCUCAUGGAAGUUGAGUUAGGCUUACUUGGUGGUGGUGGUGGAGAGGCUGCUUCUGAGGCUUCAUCUUACCAAAACGAAGCUGAGCUGGAGUUGGGUCUUGGUCUGAGCCUCGGUGGUUGUGGUGGUGGUUCUGUGAAGACUAAAGCAGGGUCUCCAUGGGGUGAGUAUGGUAGAAUCUUGACUGCCAAUGAUUUCCCAAAUGGGUUCUCAACCAGAGCUUCUUCUGUUUCUGGAACUAAAAGAGCUGCUGCUCACUAUGUUGCUCCCCCAGAGGUUGGAUCUGCUUCUACUACUGCUGUCAGCCAGGUUGUGGGAUGGCCACCAAUAAGGGCUUAUAGGAUGAACAGCUUGUUCAACCAAACAAAGGCUCCAAAUGCUGAAGAAGAUAAGGUGGUUGGUGACGAUGAUAAAAAUAAGGAUGUUUCAAAGAAGAAAUUUAACUAUGGAAGCAACAAGGCUAACUCUACUGGUAACGAAAUCAAAGGGCAUCACCUUGGGUUUGUGAAAGUGAAUGUGGAUGGAUUGCCAAUUGGAAGAAAAGUGGAUUUGAAUGCUCAUGCCUGCUAUGAGACUUUAGCUCAAGCCCUAGAGGAGAUGUUCUUCGGAACAACCACAACCAUUGGUUCUGUUGGUGGAGAGAAGGAACAAGCAAAAAAACCCUCUAAACUUCUGGAUGGAUCGUCCGAGUUUGUGCUUACUUAUGAAGAUAAAGAGGGAGACUGGAUGCUUGUGGGAGAUGUUCCUUGGGGGAUGUUUCUGAGCACGGUCAAGAGGCUUAGAAUCAUGAGGACCUCAGACGCUAAUGGACUUGCUCCACGAUUCCAAGAGAGGAAUGAGGGACAGAGAAGCAAGCCUAACUAGCAUUACUGCAACCCCCUUUCGAUCUAUUAAGCUCCUGUAAGGUGAAGAAACAGCACAGUUUGAAAAAGAAAAUCAAAGGAAAGUAGACAAGUUGAACAGUCCGAGCAUUUUGCCAAGAUUGCCUUUUUGUUGUUUUGUUUUUUCUUUUUUUCCUUUUUUUCUUUUUUCUGUUAACCUCUCUUGUAGGCCUUAUUCAAUCUAGAUUUUUUAACUGCUCUUUCUAGUACCGUAUACAACCUCAUACUUCACCGAUGCCACUUUCUCAUCUCAUACUGUAAAUAUGGCAUUGCUUCAUAUUUAGUGUCUUGAGUUGUUGCCAUCGAGUGGAUUUUAUUUUUUUUUAUUUUUCUUUUCUUUAUUUAUUAUUUAAAGUUUGGUAUGGAAUGGCUUGUGUUGUUUUGCAAUUUAAUUCUAUUCAUUGUGUUUGUUGGUCA
This is a messenger RNA of Camellia sinensis, 1400 nucleotides long. RefSeq names its product auxin-responsive protein IAA13. NCBI's taxonomy places the organism in Eukaryota, Viridiplantae, Streptophyta, Magnoliopsida, Ericales, Theaceae. Gene Ontology annotation, cellular component: nucleus. Gene Ontology annotation, biological process: regulation of DNA-templated transcription. The record is from RefSeq and is a predicted model, not a curated record.